AUGAUCUUCGAUCCCAAGCCCUUAGACCUACCAGCCUCAUACGAGACCCUCCCAACAUCGGGCCAUGUCAUCGUCAAGCACCAUCCCCCCGGUGCCCCAACAGUAACUCCCGUGGUUGUGGUCACGCUCAAUCGCCCCAAGAACCAAAAUGCAUUCACUGGGCAAAUGGUCUUCGAUUUCGAAAAGCUUUUCGGCCUAUUUGACGUCGAUGAACGUGUCAAAGUAAUCGUGCUGACUGGCGCGGGCAAGACCUUCUGUGCUGGUGCAGAUUUGGACAUUGGAUUCCAGAGCAAUGGGACCAAGGAGAGACAAGCAGAUCAUCGUGAUGGUGGCGGACGCGUUUCACUCGCCAUUCAUCAUUGCCGCAAGCCCACCAUCGCAGCGAUGCAAGGCUCCGCCGUCGGAGUGGGCAUGACCAUGACUCUUCCUACCAUCAUACGUAUUGCAUACGAGAAAGGAAAAUACGGAUUUGUAUUCGGACGUCGCGGUAUCACAAUGGAAGCAUGCUCAUCCUUUUUCUUGCCGCGUAUAGUCGGCCACUCCAACGCAAGCUACCUUGUCAGCACCGGAGGCGUGUUCCCACCUACGGCAAAACACUUUGGGGAUUUGUUCAAUGAGAUCAUGCCAGAGGCGUCCCAGGUACUGCCUCGAGCUCUCGAGCUAGCUACUGAAAUUGCCGAGAAUGUCAGCCCGACUGCGUCGUAUCUUAACCGAGCACUGAUGUGGCGAAAUAAUGAUUCGCCGGAGGCUGCCCACUUGGUGGAAUCGAAGACGAUUCACCAUAUGUUUGCAUCUGCGGACCAAAAGGAAGGCGUUACAGCAUUCUUUGAGAAGCGUAAACCCAACUUCCGAGCCAAUCUGGAUGAUGAUGUGCCUGCGCAUGUGCCUUGGUGGUCCCAGGUCGAUACCGGGCGGAUUGCCAAGGCUAACACGACCUCGAAGCUGUAA
Penicillium verhagenii is the source of this 948-nucleotide messenger RNA. Its product is annotated as enoyl-CoA hydratase/isomerase family protein. NCBI's taxonomy places the organism in Eukaryota, Fungi, Ascomycota, Eurotiomycetes, Eurotiales, Aspergillaceae. Bases 1 to 948 code for a protein of 315 amino acids. The transcript is spliced from 4 exons. The record is from RefSeq and is a predicted model, not a curated record.